Messenger RNA from Punctularia strigosozonata HHB-11173 SS5, 1629 nucleotides. Its product is annotated as ribosomal protein L17. The transcript has 5 exons. Gene Ontology annotation, biological process: translation. NCBI's taxonomy places the organism in Eukaryota, Fungi, Basidiomycota, Agaricomycetes, Corticiales, Punctulariaceae. The coding region runs from base 5 to 934 and encodes 309 amino acids. Gene Ontology annotation, molecular function: structural constituent of ribosome. Gene Ontology annotation, cellular component: mitochondrial large ribosomal subunit; ribosome. The record is from RefSeq and is a predicted model, not a curated record.
CAAGAUGAAGCAUGGUGUCGCCUUUCGAAAGUUCUCUCGGCCGACGGCACAUAGAAAUCUUAUGCUGAGAAACCUGGUGACCUCGCUAUUCGAGCACGAACAAAUCAAGACCACUCUCCCAAAAGCCAGGGACACGGCGAGGCUGGCCGAAAAGAUCAUCACCCUUGGCAAGAAGGGCGGACUGCCAGCGUACCGACGCGCUUCCGCAUUUCUCCUAAAGCCACAACUUACUCCGAAACUUUUCACCGAUUUCGCGAAGCGCUAUGCCGAACGUCCUGGAGGUUACACUCGGAUACACAAGUACGGCAACCGACCAGGGGACAACGCCCCAAUGGCCGUCCUCGAACUCGUGGACAAUCCGCGCGACCUGAAGUUUGCGAUGACAGCGCGUGCAACCGGCUGGGAGCUCUUGGCCAGGACUAUUGGUGAGAGGAAAAGGCAGGGGGAUGGCAUGUUAGGAGUGGUGAAUGAGGGUGUCGGCGACUUGCAGCAGAUUGUGGAAACAGAGAAGGACAUCCCGUUCGGCAAGCAAGGCGGAUUGCUCAAGGGGAAGACGAGAUGGAACUUACAGAAGGCUUUACGCUUCCGAGACAAGACCGCGAUCACCCAGUUCAGCCAGGAGGCGAAAGACUACACGGAUUCUCUGCUUACUCGCCCGGUCAGCCAACUCACUCCGAAAUCUGAUUCUGAAGACGUUACGACCACCGACCCGACGGUUGGAGCCUUCAGAGAUCUGCACAUAUCGGAUAUAGUCUCAUGGGAGCAGGGAAAGAAAGAUCGACUGUGGUUCGGUGGCGCUCCUCGAAAGGCGGGUGCUAUUGCACCCGGCGAAACGGGACAAGUGCUUGAGCUGGCGAAGGGCGCACUCGCGCAGCCUCCGAAGUGGUUACGGAGGUCAAAGCUCGGCGUGGAUACGCGACCGGUGUUUGAUUGACGCAAUACCGAUUAUGCUUGUACAGCUCCCUUGAGUACGCUUCAAUUCCCCCCCUAAUCUGCAAUUUUCGUCCUCGGGUUCAAAAUUUGGCGGCUGCUUCAAGGUCAUCUGCAUUCAACCAGUCGGCGCCGUCAUUCAGCAACUCUCGCCAAACAGCGUCGCGGGCGUGGAUUGGCCAUCCAGGUGUGUCCCAGAACCUUGCCCGGAUGCCUCGAACAUGAGCAUCGCCAACAAAUCGCGUGAUAUUGGCGCGCUGCGCAUCGCUGAUGUUUCCGAUGCCGCUCCAGCCUACAGCAUCUUCGUAGUCGGUGCUGGCGACGGGAGACAAGGUAAUAUCCCAGGUCGUGUUCAGUGACGGGUCGGUAAGCUGGGUUAACGGCGCAUCGAAGAAGUAAUCGCGGGGUUCGAGUGCUUUCACCUGUUCCAGCGGCGAGUUGCCCGUGCCGACGACGACGAGAGCGGACGGUGUCAAGGUGCCAUUGGUAAAAGUGGUCAGGAAGCCGGCUUGCCGCAGUGGUUCGAGCUCUUUGAGAACGAAGGGCAGUGUCCUGCAGAGGUUAUACUAUGAGAUCAAAAUUCUCAGUCGGGUGGAGAUGACAAACUCGACACCGUCGGUCUUGAUGUCCACUAAGAGCUGCAAAGGGGUGCUGCUUGAUGUAUCAAAGGGACCACUUAAGGGGAGAGGGGAGACGGCG